Molecule: messenger RNA, 240 nt
Organism: Closterium sp. Naga37s-1
Lineage: Eukaryota; Viridiplantae; Streptophyta; Zygnematophyceae; Desmidiales; Closteriaceae
Source: the annotation of a GenBank genome assembly
AUGGACGACAACGAUGACGACAACGACCAUGACAACGACGACGACAACGACGACGACAACGACGACAACAACGACGACGAGAACGACGACGAGAACGACGACGACAACGACGACGACAACGACGACGACAACGACGACGACAACGACGACGACGAUGACGACGACGACGAUGACGACGACGACAACGAUAACGACGACGACAACGACGACGACAACGACAAGGACAACGACGAGAAUUAA